CAUCCCACACAGAACCGCUGGGGAGAGAGAGGCACAUCCCACACAGAACCGCUGGGGAGAUGCAAAAAAGAAUAAAUGACAGAGAAAGACAAAGGGAGACAGACAAAGAUGGAGAGAAGCCGAAGGCAGGACCUAUAGCCCAUUCCUUGCUUCCUAGGACCAGACGAGAAGGUGAGUACCGGCCAAGCUUCAGGAACAGCGAGGACAAAGCCAGAGAUGAACUGAAAGGGAUGAGAGCAUCCGGGACUUGAGAACAGACUUUCGCUUUCACUUACUCUGUGCUUAGCAGCAACACAGAUGCUAACAGAAGCAAAAUGCAGCCCAGGUCCUGGUGCUGGAUGUAUCUGGCCUGUUUGGGAGAUCCACCCCCCACAUCCAGGAAAGGCUGCUAACAGGCAAAGACAAAAGGAGAGAAUUUGUGAGGUAUUUAUACACGGUAUGAAGAUACAGUGCUGCCAUCGGUUAAAUAAAGAGUGAACAGUCAAUAGCUAGGCAGGAGGCAUAGGCGGAACUCCCGGGCAGAGAGAGGAAACAGGAGAUGAAUCAAGGCACAGAGGAGAUGCCAAUGAGACAUGGAAGACAUACAGCAUGAAAGAAAGGAAGCACCAUCCCUCCGAGGUCUCUGCUGUACUUCCUUGGCUGUGAAGUGAGUUCCUUGGUCAGAACUAAUGCUGUGUGGAAUAGCAAGCAGGCCUGUCUUCAAGUUCCCUCUUGAGUUCCUACUCCGACUUUCCCCUUCUUCAAGGAUGGAUUGUGUAACCUGUAAGCUGAAAUAAACCCUGUCCUUCCCCAAGUUGCUAUUCAUCAGAGUGUUGUGUGGAAGCAACAGACAGCAAACGAGAACACCGUGUGGUUCAUCCUGCCCUCUCCUGGAAGGCCUUUGCCUCCCACAUCCCUUCUCAAAGCAAACCCCGAGAUGGGCCCCAUGUUCUUCCUCUUCCAGGAGGCCUUUGGAGAGGAGUUGACACCCCUCCCAGCCCCCACCCAGCCUAAAUGUCACAGGAAAUGUCCCUGGGAUGGGCUGUUAGGUUGUGACUUCAUCAGAGGCCAUCGGAGCACAAUUUUGCUCCAUCUACGCUUUGUUUCACCACGCCCAGAGUUUGCCUGUUCCCAGGAGCCCCAUCCACUGUCUGUCUGAGUAUACAAACCCUGAAAACAGACACAAGGGGCUGUGGAGGGAAUCAGGGAGAGGCAGGCCAAUUUGCCUAGAGGUGCUUUGGUCUGGCAGGACACAGAUUGACUCACCCUACAAAGGAGGGAGUGGCAAUCACCUGGCAAGAGGUGUCUUUAGAGAAAGCCGGCCUCUACCUUUAGUCUCCAUUACGCCUUGGAAAAUAGGCUUGGAGGCUGCAGGCAGCCUUUUCUUUUGUCCACUGUGGGCCUAAGAAGAAGAGAGACACACCCUCCUGUGGCCCCCAGGCCCAUCACUGAGCGGCCAGGCCUGUGUCCCACCCACAGAUCUACACAAGCAGCUGCAGUCAUGGAUAGGUUCCGAAUGCUCUUCCAGAACCUUCAGUCCAGCUCGGAGUCAGUGAUGAACGGCAUUUGCCUUCUGCUGGCUGCCGUCACAGUCAAGAUGUACUCGUCCUUCGACUUCAACUGCCCCUGCCUAGCACGCUACAAUGCCCUCUAUGGCCUGGGCCUGCUGCUCACACCCCCUCUGGCCCUCUUCCUCUGUGGUCUCUUGGUCAACAGACAGUCUGUGGUGAUGGUGGAGGAAUGGCGCCGGCCAGCAGGACACCGGAAGAAGGACCUGGGCAUCAUCAGGUACAUGUGUUCCUCCGUGCUGCAGCGAGCCCUAGCAGCACCCAUGGUCUGGAUCCUUCUGGCCCUCCUUGACGGGAAGUGUUUUGUGUGUGCCUUCAGCAACUCCGUUGACCCCGAGAAGUUUCUGGAUUUUGCCAACAUGACCCCCAGUCAGGUACAGCUCUUCCUAGCCAAGGUGCCCUGCAAGGAGGAUGAGAUGGUUAAAGACAGCCCCGCACGCAAGGCUGUGUCUCGAUACCUGCGGUGCCUGUCACAGGCCAUCGGCUGGAGUAUUACCUUACUGCUGAUAGUGGUGGCCUUCCUAGCCCGCUGCCUGAGGCCCUGCUUCGAUCAGACAGUCUUCCUACAGCGCAGAUACUGGAGCAAUUAUGUGGACUUGGAGCAGAAGCUCUUCGAUGAGACGUGCUGUGAGCAUGCGCGGGACUUCGCACACCGCUGUGUACUGCACUUCUUUGCGAGCAUGCAAAGCGAGCUGCGCGCUCUGGGGCUACAUCGCGGUGGAAUCCCCGAGUCACAGGAGCUCCCAGAGCCCCCAGAGGACCUGGAUGGUGGAAGCGGGAAGGCCCACCUGCGUGCGAUCUCCAGCCGAGAGCAGGUGGAUCACCUCCUAAGUACCUGGUACUCCAGCAAGCCGCCGCUUGACCUUGCAGCAUCCCCCAAGCUCUGGAGGCCUGGCCUCAACCACCGCGCCUCUAUAGCUGCUCCAGGUACCAAGCUGUGCCACCAGGUCGAUGUGUAGGACCCUUGCUCGGCUCCAGCAACAGCAGCAGUUUUCCCAGGUCAAAUGGCCAUGUUGACAUGGAUCUGCAAGCCAGUCUCCCUUGUUGACCUCUUUCCCUGAUAGCCCAGUGUCUGCCUAGUUUCUGGGUAUGUCCUCCUCUGUGGAUACCAAUCCCUCUGAGCCCGAUCAAGUUCAGAUUCUGAUUCAGCGCUCCUAGGACUGAGUCCCUGAAUCCAUCCAUCCAUCCAUCCAUCCAUCCAUCCAUCCAUCCAUCUAUCCACCCUUCCUCCUUCCUUCCUUCCUUCCUUCCAUCCUUUUUUCUUUCCUCCAUUCCUUCCGUCCUUCCUCUCUCUUUCCCUCCCUUUCUCACCUCUCCUUUCCUUCUAUCCUUGCCCCCCCACACACACACACCUUUUGAGGAAGAGACACACUUUAGCUGUCUAGGGGAAGGCCUUGAACUCCAGGCCUGGACUGCAUGAGUAGUCUCCUGCCUUGGGCUCCCUUGUUGUUAGGGUUACAGGUGUGAGCCAUCUUUCCUGACUCUCAUCUCUAACAAGCCCCAACACAAUACUGGGUCUUCUGGUCAGUGGACCAAACUUUGAGUAGUCACAGUCUGAAUAAAUCUGUUGUGGAUAUGGCUCACAGACACUGAUAACCAGUUUAAAAAAAUGGUGACAAUAGUGUCACAUGCCUGAUAUUUAUUCAUUUGACCUUCAUGUAACCUGGUGAAGAAGGUGUGAUUAUUAGCAUCCACCUUUAAAUUUAAAUUACACUUA
Cricetulus griseus (Chinese hamster) is the source of this 3264-nucleotide messenger RNA. The record is from RefSeq and is a predicted model, not a curated record. NCBI's taxonomy places the organism in Eukaryota, Metazoa, Chordata, Mammalia, Rodentia, Cricetidae.